AUGGAGGGUAAGGGCUACGGUGUUGUGGCCGGACGGAGUGUCAAAGCUGGUGAGAAGCUCUACGAAGAGCCGCCGGCUCUCGUCGUGAACUCGGAGGACUCCAUGCAAGUGCAGCUGUUCCAGACAGUGGCUGCGGCCAUGUUCGUCGUGGUCAACAUCGUGCUCGCGAUUUCCGGAGCAGGUCUUGCAGUGCCAAUUCUCCUCGGUGCUGGCGGUGUGUAUCUCUGGCUCAGGAAUUCUGGUGAUGAUUUGUUGGUCCCCGAUGAGCUGAAGGAGCAAUGGGAAGCUCUCCCCACCGAGAAACGUGAAGCUCUCGCGA
Symbiodinium sp. CCMP2592 is the source of this 319-nucleotide messenger RNA. NCBI's taxonomy places the organism in Eukaryota, Dinophyceae, Suessiales, Symbiodiniaceae. The record is from the annotation of a GenBank genome assembly.